This is a messenger RNA of Pyrus x bretschneideri (Chinese white pear), 1762 nucleotides long. Its product is annotated as cytochrome P450 704B1. The record is from RefSeq and is a predicted model, not a curated record. The transcript has 5 exons. Bases 57 to 1754 code for a protein of 565 amino acids. Lineage: Eukaryota; Viridiplantae; Streptophyta; Magnoliopsida; Rosales; Rosaceae. Gene Ontology annotation, molecular function: monooxygenase activity; iron ion binding; heme binding.
AAAAUCAACCCCCAAGCAUUUCAACAUUGCCCUCUGUGUGUGAGGCAUCUGAUCAAAUGGAAGAUCAAGAAAGUAACAUUUUAUUAGCUUUUUCUUCACAAGAUGGAGUUUUCAUGGUACUCUGCAUGGUUUUGUCGUGGAUAUUCAUCCACAGAUGGAGCCAGAGGAACAAAAAAGGCCCCAAAACAUGGCCUCUCGUCGGAGCAGCGAUCGAACAGUUCACCAACUACGACAGAAUGCACGAUUGGCUCGUCAAGUACCUCUCGGAGUCAAACUCUGUCGUCGUCCCAAUGCCAUUCACAACUUACACUUACAUUGCAGAUCCUGCGAAUGUAGAACAUGUCCUCAAGACCAACUUUGCAAACUACCCUAAGGGUGAAGUGUAUCGUUCGUACAUGGAAGUACUGCUCGGAGAUGGGAUCUUCAAUGUGGAUGGAGAGCUUUGGAGGAAACAGAGAAAGACUGCAAGCUUUGAAUUUGCGUCCAAGAAUUUGAGGGAUUUCAGCACUGUGGUUUUCAGAGAUUACAGUCUCAAGCUCCAUUCGAUUCUCAGCCGAGCGUCUUUUCAAGGCCAACAAGUCGAUAUGCAGGUGGAAACACCUUCGUUACAGCGUCCGCAUUGUUGUCGUCUUGAUAGAGAUGGUUUUACUUCGUUGGACGGUAUCAGAAAUGAAUAUAUGUUCUUUGUGCAGGAACUGCUGAUGAGGAUGACUUUGGACUCCAUCUGCAAGGUGGGAUUUGGGGUGGAAAUUGGAACUCUGGCUCCCAAUCUGCCGGACAAUCACUUUGCCAAGGCCUUUGACACUGCAAACAUCAUCGUGACGCUUCGAUUUAUCGAUCCUCUGUGGAGAAUAAAGAGAUACUUGAAUGUGGGAUCAGAAGCUUUACUUGACAAGAGCAUUAAAACCAUUGAUGAUUUUACAUACUCUGUUAUUAGAAGAAGGAAAGCAGAGAUCAAAGAAACUCAGCAGAGUUCUGAAAACAACAAGAUGAAGCAUGAUUUACUGUCGAGAUUCAUCGAGUUAGGCAAAGACUCGGAAAGCGAUUUAACUGACAAAAGCCUGAGAGACGUUGUUCUCAACUUUGUAAUAGCCGGGCGGGACACAACAGCAACUACUCUCUCAUGGGCCAUAUACAUGGUAAUGACUCACCCCCAUGUAGCUGAGAAGCUCUAUUCCGAGCUGAAAACUUUUGAAGAAGAUCAGGCAAGAGAAGAGAAGGUUUCGUUGCACCCGUAUGACACAGAGAACCUUGAAUUAUUCAAUCGAAGAGUUGCGCAAUUUGCAGGACUGCUGAGUUACGACUCGCUGGGGAAACUGUAUUAUUUGCAUGCUGUUAUUACAGAGACGCUUCGUCUGUACCCUGCAGUCCCUCAGGAUCCUAAGGGCAUCUUGGAGGAUGAUGUUCUACCAGAUGGAACCAAAGUCAAAGCAGGAGGAAUGGUGACUUAUGUUCCCUACUCGAUGGGUAGAAUGGAGUACAAUUGGGGACCUGAUGCAGCCUCGUUUAAGCCCGAGAGAUGGCUCAAAGAGGGUUUCUUCCAAAAUGCAUCGCCGUUCAAGUUCACCGCAUUUCAGGCAGGACCAAGAAUUUGCCUGGGGAAGGACUCUGCAUACCUCCAAAUGAAGAUGGCCCUGGCCAUUCUGUGCAGAUUUUACACCUUCACUUUGGUCGCCGGGCAUCCAGUUCAGUACCGGAUGAUGACAAUUCUGUCAAUGGCGCACGGCUUGAAGCUUACCAUAGCCAGGCGCUAAUCAUCUGU